Salvelinus fontinalis (brook trout) is the source of this 5979-nucleotide messenger RNA. Its product is annotated as myosin light chain kinase 2, skeletal/cardiac muscle-like. The coding region runs from base 1504 to 4095 and encodes 863 amino acids. Gene Ontology annotation, biological process: intracellular signal transduction; positive regulation of apoptotic process; protein phosphorylation. Gene Ontology annotation, cellular component: cytoplasm; nucleus. NCBI's taxonomy places the organism in Eukaryota, Metazoa, Chordata, Actinopteri, Salmoniformes, Salmonidae. The transcript has 15 exons. The record is from RefSeq and is a predicted model, not a curated record. Gene Ontology annotation, molecular function: ATP binding; protein serine/threonine kinase activity.
CAAGAGUGUGCAAAGCUGUCAUCGAGGCAAGGGGUGGCUAUUUUGAAGAAUCUCAAAUAUAACAUAUAUUUUGAUUUGUUUAACACUUUUUUGGUUACUGCAUGAUUCCAUUUGUAUUAUUUCAUAGUUUUGAUGUCUUUUCUAGAAAAUAGUAAAAAUAAAGAAAAACCUUUGAGUCGGUGUACAAGGUUUUGACUGGUACUGUAUGUCCCAGAUGGACCACUGCAUCAAGCAUAUGUUCAUAGGCUUAUAGGGUACACUGUCGAGGGGUCCAAUUACCAGGCACUAAGUAAAACAAAUUGUAACUGUCUUAACUGUCUAUGAGUAGGCUAAGCGUGUGUGAUGGUGUGGGAAAGAUCUGACUGGAUGUUCUUGUGAGAGAGAGACAGUAUUAAUCAUGGCUGUCACCCCCUCUCCAAUUUCAGCACAGAGGCUAAAGACCUUAAGUGCUUUCUCCGCCAAGGGGAAUACAGGCUACAACCUGAACCUGCCUUGAUUUUCUCUUGCUCCCUCACUGGGUGGGUGCUCGUUACAGCUGUUUCGCAGCCAGCGAAGAGAUUUCCGUAGCAACGUACAUUACUCUCUUAAAUACUGAAAAUCAGGCUCACAUGCAAGUAUUUUCCCGAUGUUAUCGCAACCAUUAUUCUUUAGGCUCUCAUAAACACUUCUAAGAUGUGAAUUGCUCCACCUGUCAUUAAUAAGGAUAUUUUUUUGCAAACACAGCUGUUCUUUGUGAGUGGAUCUUUUGACAAUUGUUUGAUAUUUUGAGUUGACCUAAAAAUGUCCCCUACCGGUUAUAAAUAAAACUCGUCAGUGUCCCCCCUCCUUUCCCCUCCCCAUCUGUGACACCUGUUCAGCCUAAUCAUUGUGAAACCACCAAGUCAGACUGAAAAGUCUACUAAUUUACAUGCAAAUAAAGUAAAAAAAACCCAAAGCGUUUAGCAUCAACCCAGACAACUUUCCACUUUGCCUCAGAGAGAGGGACUGUGUACACUGGCCAUUUUGAAACUUGGUAGGCGGGCCAGCGACUGGUGACGGUCGUGGGCAUUUGUCUGACAGCCCCUCCAGAGCCGAACCCCUGCCCGUCACAGCCACCCACUGCCCUCCGCCCCCAUUGCUGGUCCCCUGCUGACGUUGGCUGUUCUGUUUACAUUUAUGGAGAUCAGCUUAUUCCAUUCUUAAUACCACUUCCAGUAGGGAGAAGUGCAGAGGUGUCAAACUGUGGGUGAGCGACAUAGGGGCAUAGGGACAAUCUCACAGAUUACAGUGACUGUUACUAGCUGUAUCUUUCUGUUUUACUCUUCAUGGAUUUGAAUUUUGUUCACUUAUUUUUCAUCGAGAAAUUGGCAUUCCGUUCCCAUUUCCGUCAUUAGAUCAGCUUGUCUGUACACUUGAAGAUGAGCACAGAGGGAUAAGGCUGGCUACAUUUUCCCAAAAAGUUUCCCUGUCUGUCUUACGUGACCCUUUUUCUGUUUCGAUUGGGUGUCCUAACAUGAUUCUAUCAUGAGUUCCAAGAUAGUGAACUAUAACUCAACCUCAAGAAAGCCAAGCACGAUGGAUAGCGUAAUCGAUUGCAAUGGUGCCGGCUUGGACCUCAUUCAGAAUCGCAUUGAGUCUCUGAACAGUAAGAUGGACAAACUCAUCAACAUCCAGGAGAAGGUCCUCAACCGGCUGGACGGAAUGUCCCAGGACAUUGACAGUAUAGAGAGGGACAUGGAAACAUUGAAGUUGGAUAAGGAAGAGAUCCAUAUCCCUGCCAGAGCCCGAACUCUACCACCGGCCCUGGCUCAAACCCAGGGCACGGGCAUGGGGGGCGAGGUGAGAGAGAUGUGUCAGGAGAUAAGCUCCAUCAUGACAGUGCUGGACCAGCGCUCGGAGAAGCAGGCUGAGAAGCUGGACGGGAUGGAAAAGCUGGUCCUCAGCAUCCAUCAGGUCAUCAGAUUCAUUGGGGAGACGAUGAAGAGCCCCCGGGUUAUGGAGAUGAUGUUUAUGGGUCCGGCAGCACGCAAGGCCUCCAAGUCAAAAGACCUCAAGAUGAAAACUACCUCUACUAAAGCCACUAAAGGUACUCAAGGGAUGAUAAACCCUGCAUGUGAACGCAAACCCAGCACCCCGGAGACCACUCACAGUAACAAGACAACAAAGCUCCACGGACCAAAGAAUUUCCUUGCAAACAGCAAACCCCCCGGAAACUUUCCAAAAGAUCACAAGAAGAAGGAUGGGAAGGAGAAGUCGGGUCUGAAAGCACAGAAAAAGAAGAAGCCCCCAGACACAGCAGAUACCAUCUCCCUUAGGAAGCAGGUGUUGCUACUAGAGGAGGUUCAGAAGCUCAACAGGGAGAAUGCAGAGAGAUCAUCAUCAUCAGGUCACAAGCAGCAGCAGCACCUCACCCCUGAUGGCUUCCUGGACCUGGAGGCUGGAUCUGGAGGGGCCUCAGAGGGUUCUCUCAGCCCAAACCUGCUGGACUUUAUCCUCGAGGGCCCCAAGGCCCCUGUGACUGAAGAGGAGUCAUUGUCUGAGGAGGAGGCUGCAGGAGAUGGACUAAAAGUGGAAGAGAGGAAGGAGGAGGAGGUUGUAAAAAAGGAGGAGAAGGAAGACCACCUUAAUGAAUCUAAGGAAGAGGAGAAAAAGGAGGAGCUGUUGAAAACCACAGAGAAGCCUGAGGAGGAUAGAAGACUAGAGGAAAAAGAGGGGGAGAAGGAGAAAGAGGGGGACACUACACUCUCUAAAGGCCCAUCAGAAGCUGUUGAUAUGUCAGUAAAGGAUAUCCCUUCUCUCCCAACCUCCCCUGAAGCUCCAGGAGACACCAACUCCAUUCCCGAGAACUGUGAAGACCACAACAAAAGUGCUUCCUCUCUGUCUCUGGAGGCAGCAAAACAGGACCAGAUGGAGGAGGGCGGCACCAGCAGUAAGCGUCGGGUGAUGGAGGAAGACCUGGGAGUAGAGGACCACAAGAAGAGUCGGGUAGAGGAAGGAGAGGAGGAGGAGAGGGAGGGGGAGAGGAAGGAGGAGGAAGAAGCAGAGGGACCAGAGGAUGAGGGAAGGAGCGUCUUCAAGGCAUACGGGGUGGAUAUCCGUGUGGAGCUGAAGAAGAGGCUGGGGAAAGAUCAGGCCACAGAAGUCAAGCAGUCUACUGGGGAACCGUUCUUCAUUGACAAAAGUCCUCCUCCACCAGCUCCAUUCAACCAUCGGAUAGUGUCGGCCAAACCCAACCAGAUCAACAACUUCUACACCAUCAACAGAGUUGAGAUUCUAGGAGGGGGUCGUUUUGGCCAGGUGCACAAAUGCAUGGAAAACUCCUCAGGUCUCACCCUAGCUUCCAAAAUCAUCAAAGCCCGGAGUCCGAAAGAAAAGGAGAUGGUCAAGAAUGAGAUCACGGUCAUGAACCAGUUGGACCAUGCCAACCUGAUCCAGCUCUACGCCGCCUACGAGUCCAGGAAUGACAUCAUCCUGGUGCUGGAAUAUGUGGAUGGUGGGGAGCUCUUUGACCGGAUCAUCGACGAGAACUACACUCUGAUGGAGCUGGACACGGUCAUGUUCAUCAGGCAGAUCUGUGAGGGCCUGCAGCACAUGCACAAGAUGUACAUCCUCCAUCUGGACCUCAAGCCGGAGAAUAUUCUAUGUGUGAGCAGAGUCACAAAUAAAAUCAAGAUCAUUGACUUUGGACUUGCCAGAAAAUACAAGCCCAGAGAGAAGUUGCGAGUGAAUUUCGGCACCCCAGAGUUCCUGGCCCCAGAAGUUGUCAACUAUGACUUUGUGUCAUUCAACACCGACAUGUGGAGUCUGGGAGUCAUUACAUAUAUGCUUCUCAGCGGUCUGUGUCCUUUCCUGGGUGACAAUAACCCUGAGACUCUGAACAACAUCCUUGCCUGCCAGUGGAACUUUGACGAGGAAGAAUUUACAGACAUCUCAGAGGAAGCCAAAGACUUCAUCUCUAAACUACUCAUCGUCAAUAAAAGUUGGAGGAUAGGUGCCUCUGAAGCAUUGAGGCAUCCAUGGCUCUCUGAUCCAGUCCUCCAUCACCGACUUCAUGAAAAGAAGAACAUGUGUAACCGCUCACGGCGUUCUUCAUGCAUACCCAUUACAGAUAGUUGAGCAUGAUGACUAGACGGCGCCAGCUGUGGCCACCUGGACCAAGCCUGCUGUACACCUGCAUAUUUACCAACGCUUACCUGUCUGUAGAACUACAGCUGUAGAAUGACUGGAGCCUACCUGUCUGUACACCUAUAGAACUACAACCUGUAAAACUACAACCUGUAGAAUUACUGGAGCUUACCUGUCUGUACACCUAUAGAACUACAACCUGUAAAACUACAACCUGUAGAAUUACUGGAGCUUACCUGUCUGUACACCUAUAGAACUACAACCUGUAGAAUGACUGGAGCUUACCUGUCUGUACACCUAUAGAACUACAACCUGUAAAACUACAACCUGUAGAAUUACUGGAGCUUACCUGUCUGUACACCUAUAGAACUACAACCUGUAAAACUACAACCUGUAGAAUUACUGGAGCUUACCUGUCUGUACACCUAUAGAACUACAACCAGUAAAACUACAACCUGUAAAAUUACUGGAGCUUACCUGUCUGUACACCUAUAGAACUACAACCUGUAAAACUACAACCUGUAAAAUUACUGGAGCUUACCUGUCUGUACACCUAUAGAACUACCGUAGCUGUGUUAUGAAUGGACGAUGCAUGUUACCUGAACUGUUAGCUCACUAGAUAUGCUGUUUUGUUGUUUUUAGCACGUAUGUCCAAGGAUAGGUUAAAAAUUAGACAAAAAGAAGGAAUUGGUUUUAGUGGAAACAUUAACUGACAGUCGUACUGUACUUUUUUGAAUGGGUUGUCAUGUACUGUAAAAGUGCUAUUUCAGUGUGAUGCCAAAGCUUAGAAGACUGGAGGCUGUAGUGGAAGAUAGUAUACUAGGUACAGCAUGUGAAUUUCAUCUGCAAUGCAUGUAUGACAUAACACCAAACUCUAACCUAGUAUCUUGUAAAUACUUUGGGGGUAUGAUUUUGUCAGACAAACUAGAUUCCAGAUAAAACUAUGUUUACUUUUAGCCAAAGUUUGUUUGUUUCCCUGUCGUACAGUUUUACUGUUCUCUUCCCUCAUGUGUGAAUCCAUCUUGAUUUGCUGUACUUCCAUAUCAGUUAUCCACAUUGCAUCUCAAUGUUUAUGCUGGGAUGCUGCUCUCCAUUUCAUUUCAUCUUCUGCUAACGUGAAAGAGUUCCAUGUUGAGUACUGUACCCCACUUUUCCUCUGACUGUGUGUAUUUAUCAAACCAAAGGAUUUUUCCGUUGAACUUGACUGAUAGAUAGACAAAUGUCACGUGUUUGUUAUUUGUUUUGUGCUCUCUUGAUAUUGGGUGUAAAUAGAUCAAAUAUGUAGAUGUUUGCUAAAACCUUUAAUGCAGACCUGGAGUACUUAGUAUUGAGUCUGGGAAAGCAUUGAUAUACUGUUUUCAUUUUGUUGAAAUCAUUCGAUCCAUUAUAGAAUUAUAGAAUAUCAAAUCCUGUUGAUAUUCUAUAUUGUAUUUUGGAAAAAUAUGUACUUUGCGCAGGAAUAUUUAUUACAAGAUGAUUGGCCCCCCAGAUUUAGGGUCUGCAUCUAAGGGUUAAGUUUCAGAGAUGACUCAUUUUGAUUUCACACAAACGGAACAAAAAAGGCCGAAAUUCAAGCAAGGUUAUUAAUACAUUUAAAUCUAAAAUAAUCGGACAAUGUUUGGGACGUUUUAUCCAUGUUCUAGUAUAUUUGUAAAUCUACAGUAUGAAAAGGGAAUGGAUGGAAUGAAUGGAUGGAUGGAUAUUGUCUGGUCAGUUUUCAUAAUCUCUAGCACUUUAUAUUGUUAUUUGUUUAAAUCAGAUGAAUUUAUCAAAACUAAUCCUAGCACUUAAGAGAAAAUACCAUGUUAGAAGUUAUGUUUUUUUGCUUGUAGUCAUACCCUGCAUUAUUUCAUAAGAUUUUGUUAAUGUGUGUGU